Molecule: messenger RNA, 1350 nt
Organism: Lodderomyces oxycetoniae
Lineage: Eukaryota; Fungi; Ascomycota; Pichiomycetes; Serinales; Debaryomycetaceae
Product: VHS2
Exons: 1
Coding region: 1-1350 (449 amino acids)
Source: RefSeq, a predicted model, not a curated record
AUGGUCACAGAAACUGUUUCUUUAUCCGACGAAAAUAAAUCGAGUGAUUAUCCAGUUAAGCAAAAAUUUGCGUUAUUUUCAUUUGCAUCCGAGGAACAACAACAACAACAACAACAACAACAACAGGAGGAGCUGGAGCAGGCACAAGAACAUCCAACGCUGUCGUCUAUUGACUCCAAUCCAAAUUCAAAUUUGACCACCCCCAACACAACAAUGCUAGCUACUUCUCAAAGUGAAGAAGGAGGACCAGCUGAAGAAAAUGGAAAUGAAAUAGAUCAAGGUGAUGGACCUUUACCCACUCAAGCACAGAGAAUACCUUCUUUAGCUUCGGCAGAUAGCUGUAUUUUCGAAAGAGAUUGCUGUUUUCUCGAACCUCACAGAUCCAACUCUUUCGCAUCCUUUGGUAGUGUCACAGCAACACCAGUAUUAUCAGCAUCACAGCCGGUUCCAUUUGCCCUCGCAAACCCACCAAUGCAAAGAUCAAGGUCUUCGACUCGCAACUCGUCAACCUCACUACACUCAUACUCAGCUGCAGCUACAUCUUCUAAUCCAUUUCACGGAUAUUUGAGAACCGAGGAUCUUAUUCCACCAGCAUUAGAUGCCACAGCUCAAAUAUUAAACAAACAGUCAACCGAUUUGGAACAGGUUAACAUGAUAUAUUCAUCAAGACGUAACUCGUCAGUGGUUGCUUUAAAUAUGGCCUUGGGCCGUCCAAUUUCGCCUUUAUCAAGAAAAAACUCCUUUUAUAGCCCACUUGGUCAAUUAUCAGAAUCAAAAACACAACAAAAUGCGUCUCAAGCAAAAGAUCAAGUUGAGCUUGAGAGUAAUAACCAGUGCCUGCAACAACAACAACAACAACAACAACAACAACAACAACAACAACAAUCUCAACAACAACUACCUUCAUCCCCAUUAAACACAUCCACCGCACCCCCAUUAUUUACACAUUCCAAAUCACAAGUCAAUUUCUACUCCUUUGCCGAAAUGAUAAAUGAAGAAUCGCAGUAUUUGAGAAGACCAAUGAUGCAACGUUCAGCAUACUCACAAGGCAAUCUGCCAACGUUCAAGACCAUUGGCAGGUUUGGCUCCACUCCGAAGAAGAAAAAUUCCUUACACUAUACAAAUUCUUUAAGAAGUAAAAGUAAAUCACAACAAUCAACUUCCUCGUUGCCUCCUCCUCCUUCACCAUCUCCACAAGAAAGCAACUUGUACAAAUAUUUAAUCAACUCUACUAAAGACUUGCAAGAUGACGAUAAAACAGGUAGCGGUACAGACGACACUGAAAGUUUGAUCAGUUGCUCAGUUGCUGAAUGUAUAAGAGGUCUAACCACCCAAGUCAGCGGCCAUUAG